Fulvia fulva is the source of this 1656-nucleotide messenger RNA. RefSeq lists its product as uncharacterized. Gene Ontology annotation, molecular function: transmembrane transporter activity. The transcript is spliced from 2 exons. The record is from RefSeq and is a predicted model, not a curated record. Gene Ontology annotation, cellular component: membrane. Lineage: Eukaryota; Fungi; Ascomycota; Dothideomycetes; Mycosphaerellales; Mycosphaerellaceae. The coding region runs from base 1 to 1656 and encodes 551 amino acids. Gene Ontology annotation, biological process: transmembrane transport.
AUGCCACGACAUCGCUCGCGGUCCUCUCUGGAUCUCACGAGGAUGUAUCACGAAAGCGCAAAAAGCAUGCGCGUCAAUCCCACGAUGAGCGCGGCGACACUGGACGACAUGUUUAUGACUGAACCGACCGUACGUGGCGAAAUUGGAGAAAUCACCAGGCAUGAUAAAUUCGAUAUGACGCGCAUGGGCAAGAAGCAGGAGAUGCGAAGAGUCUUUAGGCAGUUUUCGAUUCUGUCUUUUACCUGUGUCAUCAUGGGCACCUGGGAGUUUCUACUCACCGCAAACACCCAAGGACUGGUUGCCGGUGGCCUGGCAGGACUUUUCUGGAGUUACCUUUGGACUUUAGUUGGAUUUGGUCUGAUUAUCGCGAGUAUGGCCGAAAUGGCGUCGAUGGCUCCAACGUCGGGCGGCCAAUAUCAUUGGGUGUCCGAGUUUGCACCAAGUAGCUGCCAGAAGUUCUUGAGCUACACUACUGGGUGGUUGAGCUCGAUGUCUUACCAGGCUGGAAAUGCUUCUGGCUUCUUCUUAGCAGGAACGGUCAUUCAAUGCCUGGCCAUGGUCAAUUACCCGGAUUAUGCAGCUCCCAACUGGCAAAGUACAAUGUGCGUCCUGGCUGUGGUGCUGAUUUCGGGCAUCUUCAACAUUUUCUGCUCGAAAUGGUUUCCGGUGAUGAAUAAUAUCUCGAUGACGUUCCAUAUUACGGGCUUUGUGGCAGUGGUGGUUGUCCUAUGGGUUCUUGCACCCCACCCUCCUGCACGAGAAGUCUUCAUAGGCUUCUCGGACAUGGGUGGCUGGUCAUCAAUGGGGCUGAGCGUGAUGGUCGGUCAAAUCAGUGCUAUUGCUUCACUUGGGUGCUCUGAUGCUGCAGCACAUAUGAGCGAAGAAGUCUCCGAUGCCAGUCUUUCAGUACCUCGAUCCAUGGUGUGGACCUUCAUGAUAAAUGGGAGCACGGGCCUGAUCUUCUUGGUUACAAUUCUCUUCGCAAUCCCAUCUGUCGAAGACGCUGUUGCCGACCCCACUGGUUACCCAUUCCUCUAUAUGUACAAGGUGGCCAUGCCAAACAGCAACGUCGGCACGAACAUCUUGACAAUUGUGCCGGUGCUAAUGCUCAUGGUUGGCAAUAUCUCUUUCACGGCAUCCUGCGCUCGCCAGGCCUGGUCUUUUGCUCGCGAUCGAGGCUUGCCAUUCUCGAGAUGGAUUUCCAAGAUGGAUAAUAGGGUGCAUGUUCCCGUCAACGCAACUUACCUGACGCUAGCAUGCACAACUCUGCUCUCGCUCAUAAAACUGGGCUCGAAUGCAGCCUUCAACGCCAUCCUGAGCUUACAGCUGUCGACACUGAUGGCAUCCUACCUGAUCGCGAUCACUUGUGUCGUGAUUCGCAAGAUCCAGGAUCCGGACUCAUUACCAAGGGCACGAUGGUCUCUUGGACGGUAUGGGCUUCCCAUAAAUGUUGUCGCGAUGCUUUAUUCGGCCUUUGCCUGCUUCUGGUCCUUCUGGCCGAAUACAACGCUGGUUGGCACGACUAGUGAAAAUCUGGAGUCUUUCAAUUGGGCACCGGUCAUAUUUGUGGGAGUUUUCAUUGUUGCGAUGGUGACUUACGUCGUGCAGGGGAGGUUUGUGUAUGAUGGACCGGUGGCUUUGGUGAAGAAGAUAUGA